Dioscorea cayenensis subsp. rotundata (Guinea yam) is the source of this 1715-nucleotide messenger RNA. RefSeq names its product aspartate carbamoyltransferase 3, chloroplastic. Gene Ontology annotation, molecular function: aspartate carbamoyltransferase activity; amino acid binding. NCBI's taxonomy places the organism in Eukaryota, Viridiplantae, Streptophyta, Magnoliopsida, Dioscoreales, Dioscoreaceae. The record is from RefSeq and is a predicted model, not a curated record. Gene Ontology annotation, biological process: amino acid metabolic process; 'de novo' pyrimidine nucleobase biosynthetic process.
UUAUUGAGAAUCUCUGCACACUCUCAUAUCAUCAAGCUUUGCACUUUCUCCGAGAACCCUAUCGCUUCUCACGAGCCCUUCUCCUCUCCUCGCCGCCGGGAACCUAAACGGCACCGCCUCCCUCUCUACACCGCAAGUGCAGGAUAAUCGCCCGGAGGGGCAUCCUGGAAGCUAGUUUAGAGGGCCAUGCUUCUGCUUUACAUUGAAUUGUCUGUUGCAUUACAAUGACGUUAUUCUCUUUUUCAACAUCUACCAUUAACACUGGCAAGCUUGUCUUCAAAUCACCAACGUAUUUUUCAACCAAAGAUGGUGACAGAUGCUGCCAAGGUUUCCUUUGUGCUUCUGCAGGCAGUCUCAAAAUCAGCCAUUCUCCUUCAACUCGUGCUCCCUCUCUGCUGAUUUACAGUAACAAGUUGUUCUGCCCUGCCAAACCAUUAUAUUUGAAUAAUUCAAGGAAAGGAAGCAGUUGUUAUUCACUGGAUGUCCAAAGGCUCUUCAGCUAUUCCCAUGGAUCAAAAGUUUCAACUUGAUGAUGUAAUUGAAUCUCAACAGUUUGAUAGGGACAUUCUUAAUGAUAUAUUUGAAGUGGCUCGAGAAAUGGAAAAUAUUGAAAAAAAUUCACCUGGAAGUAAGAUACUACGGGGCUAUCUCAUGGCUACUCUAUUUUAUGAGCCUUCAACACGAACAAGACUUUCUUUUGAGUCUGCAAUGAAACGGUUAGGUGGAGAAGUUUUGACAACAGAAAAUGCGCGAGAAUUCUCUUCAGCAGCAAAAGGAGAAACCCUUGAAGAUACCAUAAGGACUGUGGAGGGAUACUCUGAUAUUAUUGUGAUGAGACAUUUUGAAAGUGGAGCAGCCAGAAGAGCAGCUUCUACAGCUAGCAUUCCAGUUAUUAAUGCUGGGGAUGGUCCAGGGCAACAUCCUACUCAGGCUCUUUUGGAUGUCUACACAAUUGCUAGAGAAAUAGGAAGAUUGGAUGGUAUCAAACUUGCACUUGUUGGAGAUCUUGCUAACGGGAGGACUGUCCGAUCGUUAGCCUAUCUAAUUGCAAUGUAUAAGGAUGUGAAGAUCUAUUUUGUCUCUCCAGAUGUUGUAAAGAUGAAGGAUGACAUUAAAGACCACUUGACAUCCAUGGGAGUUGAAUGGGAAGAAAGCACUGAUCUAUUGGAGGUAGCUUCCAAAUGUGACGUGGUUUAUCAGACCCGAAUACAACGAGAAAGAUUUGGCGAAAGAAUUGAUUUAUACGAAGCAGCUCGUGGAAAAUACAUUGUCGAUCAGAAGGUGUUAGAUGUAUUGUCAAAACAUGCUGUCAUCAUGCAUCCUCUCCCAAGGCUUGAUGAGAUAACUACUGAUGUCGAUGCAGACCCUAGAGCGGCAUAUUUUAGGCAAGCCAAGAAUGGCCUCUAUAUUCGUAUGGCGUUGUUGAAACUACUGCUGCUCGGCUGAGGAAUGUUUCUUCUUUCCAAGUUCAGGAAAUGCAUUGCCAUGAAAUUGUGAACCGUGAACUGGUGAUCAUUAAUCUGAGUUUUAUUUGAAAUGAUCAUUAAUCUGAGUUUUAUUUGAAAUGUAAUCGAAACAUGUUGAUCAGGUUGUUCAGUUCAAUUCCAAGUCCUGGAAGAUGAUGAACAAUGUAAUAUCUCCUUGCGUAAAAUUUGAAGAUAUACUUUGCUGGAUGCAAAAUACAAAUAAAAAUCAAAACAUCAACUUAUCCUCAA